Fusarium sp. VM40 is the source of this 672-nucleotide messenger RNA. The record is from the annotation of a GenBank genome assembly. NCBI's taxonomy places the organism in Eukaryota, Fungi, Ascomycota, Sordariomycetes, Hypocreales, Nectriaceae.
AUGUCCCACUGCCACGACGAACAUUCUGGCCACGGCCACGACCACCAUGAGCACGAUCAUUCGGACGACAUCACUCCAGCCAUGCAGUUCUCUCUCUACAGUCAAAUCAACUUUGAUCACAUUGUGACUUUGAAUGAAUCUCAGCGAGAUAUCGGGCAGACGAUCGUCAAGAAGACGUGGCAAGAGAGACUUAGCAUUGAGCCCGAGUUGGCCAGCGAUGUUGAUGAGCAGCUUCUUAUGACCGUUCCUUUCACGGCACAAAUCAAGCUUCACUCUAUUCUCAUCCGCACAUCCCCUUCAGCCUCAGCUCCCAAAACCCUUCAUCUCUUCAUCAACCGCGACGACCUCGACUUUGCAGCUGCCGAGGAGUCAGACCCCAUCCAAACGCUCGAGCUUUCUCAGACGAGUGAUCUGCAAGAAAUCCCCGUGAAGCGCGCGCUGUUUGGCAAAGUACAACAGCUGGUGCUUUUCUUCGCCGACAACUUUGGCGAUGGCGACGAGGACGUGACUCGCAUCUCGUACCUUGGCUUCAAGGGCGAGUGGACGCAGCUUGGAAGAGCUCCCGCCAAUAUUAUCUACGAGGCUGCUGCUAAUCCGGGGGAUCAUAAGCUGAAGGGGACAAAUGUGAAUCAGAUGGGGAGCGGCAUUGGAGGGAGGGGACCUGGAGCUUAA